This is a messenger RNA of Phytophthora sojae, 243 nucleotides long. RefSeq lists its product as hypothetical. Bases 1 to 243 code for a protein of 80 amino acids. The record is from RefSeq and is a predicted model, not a curated record. Lineage: Eukaryota; Oomycota; Peronosporomycetes; Peronosporales; Peronosporaceae. The transcript has a single exon.
AUGUCGCUAUCAUCUUAUUUCAGUGAUAACAAAACCAAGCUGAAGGAUUAUGAUCAGUACUAUGAUCAUAAAUCGCGUAGCGACUUUGUCCAGCGUCAGAAGCUGAGAGCACUAAUUGCUCAAGAGGCCGCAGACGAUGCGAUGACUGAAAAGCUAGCUCAACUAUAUAUGAGCUCCGUCAGUAAACUCCUGAUUACGAAUACGAUGCAGUUCUGGAAAAAAAAAUCAGAAAUCAGCCCCUAA